Pararge aegeria (speckled wood butterfly) is the source of this 2378-nucleotide messenger RNA. Its product is annotated as sorting nexin-29-like. The transcript has 11 exons. Lineage: Eukaryota; Metazoa; Arthropoda; Insecta; Lepidoptera; Nymphalidae. The record is from RefSeq and is a predicted model, not a curated record. Gene Ontology annotation, molecular function: phosphatidylinositol binding. Bases 90 to 2024 code for a protein of 644 amino acids.
AUUUAAUUACGUUUAAGCCGUAUUGUGUUAAUUUUACUGAUUUUAAGGUAAUCGUGUAAAGAAAAUAUAAAAUAAUCCACUGAUGAAUAAUGAAUAGUAAAUUACUGAAUACUAUAGCUAACGUUAUAGACAACAAAGAUGAAGUAAAAAAGCGAAUAGAAAGUGGCAAAAACGCACUCCGCGAUUUGCAAAUUUGUGUUGAUAAUUGCCAAAGUCGUUUUGGAGGAAAAUCUGAACUGGCUACAGAAGAUGACAUAAGAAUAGUAAAUUUAUGUGAAAAAUGGGAAAAAAUCCUCAGUCAUGGACUAAAGACAAAUCUUUCGAAUUCAACUUUACAAAAUUUUGUGUCUGCUGGUCUUAGCUUUACCUUUAACAUAGUUAACAUUGGCAAUUCAUUAUGGAGCUACAGUUGUCUACAUUUAACAAAACACGAAAAAGAGAGGUUCAAAAUCCUUUCCCAUAUAAACACUCCAUUAGGGUACUUCAGAGCAUUCCUUCGAGCCUCACUGAAUGAAAGAUCAAUGGAAAGAUACUUGCAAAGUUGGAUAUCCCAUGGAUUACUUGUAGAAUAUUAUGAUGAAGGGGCAUUUCUCAGAAGUUUAGAAUCAAGCUUACUUCCUGGUUUAGCUGCAGCAUUAUCAACUGUUUUGUUUGCGUUAUCAAUUGACAGACCAGAACUGAACGAGUCACAACAGUUAAAUUAUGUAAAUAAAGCAGAACUUGUGAUACCACUGCCAACACCAGUAAAAACAUCCACAAAUUCUAAAAGAAAGCCCCUAAGACAGGUUAUAUCUUUUGAUAAAGUUGAAAAAAAUAAUGACACAAAACUACAAAAAUCUAUUGAACCUGUAGAAAGUACAAGUGAAUUUUCUUGGAAUAGUGCACCUGCAACAUGUCUUAACUCUCCAGAUGCAAAGGUUGUUGUAAAAACUGUUUCUGUAAGUGAACCAACAAGUUCUGAUUGUAAAAGUGGCAUAAGACACUUCUUCCCUGACAGUGUUAAAUCCAUUGAUAGCCCUUUGCAAAUACUUUCAAAAUUGUCAGAAAGUGCCAAGGAAAUAUUUUCAAGUUCACAGAGCAGUAUAGAUAAGAAUAAUUUUGUUAAAGAUGAUUUGUCAGAUCUGAGUGUAAAUUGUAUAAAGAUAUCAGAAAGUGAUAGUGAAGAAGUUGCUGGCAGCAUUGACGGAAGCACAUCCUGCUUAGAACUGUGCUUUACAGAAGAUGAACAUGAUGAUAAGAGUCUUAAUUCUGUUUUGGAAAAUAGAGAGAAAGAUUUCAUGAAUCUCCAAUUAAUGUAUAACCAAUUUGAAGCCACAAGUAAAGAGAAAAUACACAAGUUAGAAAAAGUUGUAUUAGAUUUAAGCAAAGAGAAUGACAGGUUAAAGGAUCAACUUAGAAGUUAUAUGUCAGCUGUAGAAUUGGGUAUUGCACUUAAAAGUAGCAAUGGCCAUGAGGAAGAAAUUAAUCAAUAUGAGAGAAAAUUAGUGCAGGUGGCGGAGAUGCACGCUGAACUAAUGGAAUUUAAUCAUCACUUACAAAAACGCUUGCAGGAUUUAGAAAAUUCUGGUUUAGAAAUUUUAGAAUUACCAGAAUCCAAUGUAAAAGCUCACAUACCUAGUGCUUUUUUAGUUGGAAAAAAAACGCAUUCGUAUCAUGUGUAUCAGAUAUUUCUUAAAAUAGGACAAGAAGAAUGGAAUGUGUAUCAUAGAUACGCAAAAUUCUACGAACUACACACACAACUCAAAAAAUGUCAUCCAGACAUCACCAAUUACAAAUUUCCGCCAAAGAAAACACUGCGAAAACGGGACGCCCAGCUGGUUGAACAGCGCCGCGCCGCGUUGCAGGCAUACUUGCGACACGUGUUGCUCGUGCUGCCCGAGUUGCGCAACUGCACAACCAGGGCGCAGCUUGUCACGUUGCUGCCGUUCUUCGGAAUGUCGUCUACCACCAAAGACAAUGGCGCAAGUCAUACACUAACUCGUCAACAAUCCAACGACUCUGUGUCAACGUUUAAUGCACUGUGAUUUUAGGACUCAUAAAAGGUGCUAAUUAUGUUGUACACAAAUCUCUUAUCUAAACUAAAUUGACAGCUCUUAAAAUAGUACCAUUUUUUUGCGCUAUUUGCACUGUUCGUAAGCAUCGUCGUUAGCUAAAAAUGCCUACCGCGCUAGUGAAAUUACUAAGGUUUUCCGGCCACAUACAGAAAACUCUCUUACCAUAUUAUGCAAAACUCAAAUAGGUAAUAAAGCCCCCUUUAUUUUUAGACAGGUUAGUCAUACGAGUUCUGUAUAAAAUAAUAAGGAGCGAUUUAUAUAUGUCCUAAAAACUAUGCUUAUUUGCAGUGGCGUGCAUAGAGGGUAUGUAUGUACACAGGGUAU